AUGGGAUGUUAUUAAUCAAGAGAAGGUAAAUAUAGUAGAGAAAUUGUUUAUAAAAGCACUUCAAUAAAAUUGGUGGAAGGAGUUAUUGAAGAGAUUAAUUCUUAAGCUAUUGGUAUAUAAGAAAUCAAUUAAAAUUAGUAAACGUCUCCAUAAAUCCGAUGGCUAGUAAAUUAAGAGAAUAAGUUUAUAAAUACAUUUAAAAUCACGAGGAAACAUCUGAUUUUUUUGAUUAAGAAGGAGAGAUUAUCUAAUUAGAACAACUAAAAAAUUUAGUUUUUGCAAGUACAGAAACUCUAUUAAAUUUUUAAUUUAGUUCUAGUUAUGUAGUAAAUAAUCUAAUUUAGAUAAGUGAGAAUGAUUUAUUGAAUACAUUUGAAUAAAUCCUUCUAUUCGCAGACAAAAUAUCAUGUCUUUAUCAGAUAUGUUUUACUGAUUAUAUUAUAUAUGAAAUUGAUGGAAUGGACUAUAACUCUUAUGCAGAUUGUUUAGUAAAAUCUGUGUUCAAGUAAAUUAAUAUUUUAUUAAAAUAGAUUUUUAACUUAAAACACUGAGAGACAGAUUGUUUCUGUAAAGUUUUUGUGUCUAAAUGCAAAAAAUGUAAUAGUUUCAUAAUCUAUAAUAGUUAAAUACAAUAUUUCAAAAAAUGAUGAAAUAUGAAAAUUAUAAUUUUUGA
This is a messenger RNA of Paramecium pentaurelia, 673 nucleotides long. The record is from the annotation of a GenBank genome assembly. NCBI's taxonomy places the organism in Eukaryota, Ciliophora, Oligohymenophorea, Peniculida, Parameciidae.